AUGGUCAUUUUCAUAAAUUUAGUCGAUUCAGGGACCAAAAGUGUUAUGAAAAAUUGCCCUCAUCAAGCCUUCAAAACUCGUUCCUGCCCUCAAGAGGGAACAACUAGUCCUGCUGCAUUCACCAGGGCAACGGUUGUUGUUGCGGUCAAGUAUUCAAUAGUUGAACGACCAGAGAAGAUCGAUGCGGUCCUCUACCCUGAAAUUUCCUCAUUUCUUAUGCUUAUCAAGGAUCAGGACCGGGGUAAGCUUCCUGGAGGAAAAGAAAUUGCAGUGAAGAGGUUGUCAAGCCUCUCUGGACAAGACAGUAUGGUACAAGGGAAAGUAAAGAAGUUACAUUGGAAAGGAGAGUUCAGUUUGAUUUACUUCAGGCUAUGCAAAGAGAUUAUAAAUUGA
Molecule: messenger RNA, 393 nt
Organism: Lactuca saligna
Lineage: Eukaryota; Viridiplantae; Streptophyta; Magnoliopsida; Asterales; Asteraceae
Source: the annotation of a GenBank genome assembly